AAUACUCGUCGUCUCUUUCAAAUCGAAACUCCCAAAUCAAAACGAGACGAUUUGUUUUGCUCAUUCACUGAUUCACUUUGCAGUUCGAUUUGCGUGUGUGAGAGAGAGCGAUGAACGGGAACAAAGCUGGGGCAUCUCUGGAUUCCUUGAUGUCUUCCUUCAACGCUCGAAUAACGCAGCUUCAGGAGCUUGUCAUUGCACGGAACAUGUACCCUGCUAGCAGUAUCGCGGAUCUAUCGGCGGUGGAUGCGGCGGUGAGCGCGAUGGAGCUUCAGGUGAAGGCCAUCAAGGACCGGUUGCGCGAAGAGACGCAAGCCAUUCCCAAAACAAAGAAACUAAUUGAUGCAUCACUGAGACAGCAAAAGAAACUGCAGAGUAUGUCUCUUCAUGUUCCCUCCCAAAUGGUUGAUAGAGUGACAGUGUCACACUUAGAAACUAGUAGAUGUUUGUUUCCUGAAUUUUCUGGACAAGACUCUGGAUCAUUUGAGGCCUUGAAACUUGACGAGGAGCCUAACGCAGUACCUAAGGAGAAAAAGGGUCGUGGUUCUCCACCAACGUGGUAUAUUACUGGAAGUGAGUUAGAUUCUUUGUCAUCAUAUAUGAGAGGCAGGCUUACACUAGAGAAGGUGAAUGCAGCAAUCAAUGAUAUGGUGUCUUAUGCUGAAGCAAAUUCUCAACUUAUCGUAGCCCCAAAAAAGAAGUUGGCGGAAAAUCUUUGGGAAAAAGCCCUGGAAAUAAGAGAUAUUGCGACCAUGGAAGGGAUUAAGGGAAAACACUUUUUUCUUGAAGCUGACAUAAAAGGACCAUCGCUGAAACUUGACAACACUGGAAAAGCAAUACUGACAGUUCUUCGUCACCUUGGUCGAAUCAAUGAGACUCGUAUUGGACAUAAUCGGGUCAUCAUUCUACAGAAGCCCCACUAAUUGCCUGGUUAUCUCAGUGAUUUAUGUGACAAUAAUAAAGCUUGGAAACCAUAGCCAAUCAGCCAAAGAAGCAAAGGAGGCAAAGAAAGGAAGCCAGCUAACACCCGCUGCCAUUUACCAGCGUUCCAACUUUUAAAGCACGUUUUUUAUGUUUUUCUUGUAUGGAACGUGCAACUCAAGCUUGGUAGCAUUUCCAGCACAUUUAUCUUGUCAUUGUCGUAGCUUGCUAGGCACUUUAGAGUCAUUUCUUCCUCUAUAAAAGAGAGACUCUCCUCUUUGUAAAUUCAACUUGAAUGUAAUAGAGAAACGUUGUUGAUUUUCUUCCAGCCACUCUUACUGAGUUCAC
Vigna umbellata (rice bean) is the source of this 1269-nucleotide messenger RNA. Its product is annotated as spindle/kinetochore-associated-like protein. Gene Ontology annotation, biological process: chromosome segregation; cell division; mitotic cell cycle. NCBI's taxonomy places the organism in Eukaryota, Viridiplantae, Streptophyta, Magnoliopsida, Fabales, Fabaceae. Gene Ontology annotation, molecular function: microtubule binding. Gene Ontology annotation, cellular component: spindle microtubule; mitotic spindle; outer kinetochore. The record is from RefSeq and is a predicted model, not a curated record.